This is a messenger RNA of Trichoderma harzianum CBS 226.95, 641 nucleotides long. RefSeq lists its product as hypothetical. NCBI's taxonomy places the organism in Eukaryota, Fungi, Ascomycota, Sordariomycetes, Hypocreales, Hypocreaceae. The record is from RefSeq and is a predicted model, not a curated record. The coding region runs from base 257 to 604 and encodes 115 amino acids. The transcript has a single exon.
GACGGUACGUACCUACUUCUUGUGAUGCUUGUAAGUCAAAGGUUCAGUUGUAAGCCAUCCCAUGCUUCGUUUUGUGGCACCACAAUCUCACCUGCUCUCUACGGCUCUUCUUUCACAUGCUGCGUCUCCACCAUCAAGGCUAUUCUAAGACAAAGAGACAAAAAAACGAAGAAGAAAGCAAGACCCAUGGCAUUAUAACCGGCAUGGCAUAGGUGCGCUUGAUCCGGAAAGUGUGGAAGAAACUGAGACAUGCAUAAUGGCUUUGCCCGUAUCCUCACUUUCUGUUGGCCGCGGCCUCUCUCGUCUCCCCACGCCACUGGCCGCAGCAAGAAUCGUAUUACAUGCUGUCUCUUUUAUUGGGCGUCAGGUGGUGAGUCUCGAGUCAAGUCACGAAGCUGUUCACACCAUAUCUGCGUGCCUGCGUCGCCCAUGUCAUCAUGAUCAUCACCACGAGUUGCUAAAGAUAGGCGCUCGUCGGAAUGCGGAGGGUCCGUCCAAUUUGCGAAAUCGCAACAACGACGAACGACAACGGUGUGUGUCAGCGCUGGCUGGAACAAAGCUGGUUCCCUUGGAUGGCGACAAGGCAAAUGAAGUGAGAAAUUAAACGGUGACGAGCGCGCGCCAAUCGAGCGUCGACGGCC